Messenger RNA from Diatraea saccharalis (sugarcane borer), 477 nucleotides. The record is from the annotation of a GenBank genome assembly. NCBI's taxonomy places the organism in Eukaryota, Metazoa, Arthropoda, Insecta, Lepidoptera, Crambidae.
AUGCAACUAUUAGAAAACUUCUUUCAAUCCAAGAAUUUUGCUUUUGUGGAAUUACAGGCGAUCACAGAGCAAAUAUCGCUUGGUGCUGAAGUAGUGGCACGCGGUCACGGUGUUGAAUUGAGCUCAGCGUCUGGUGCCGGCCGCUGGGCGUCAGAGGAUCAAUCCAUCAGCGCCACACUCGGCAACCGAGGGCUCGACUUAUGCUACGCGCGCGUCAUCAAGCCUUUCCUCACCGUAGCUGCUAUGCUUGAGGUUGGAUUCGCGAUAAGAAAAGCUGUGGCUACAUUGGCUUAUGAAUGGCACACUGACGAAUGGACGGUGAGGGGUUCGGCGGACUCUGAUGGCUUGGUGGGAGCAACGUUGCAGCGUGCGCUUGGCGGCAAACGUGCGAAGCUCGCCUGCGCUAUAUCAGCGCUUCUUAAUCAUCCUAACGAUAAAUUCCGACUCGGAUUCGGUGUCACAGCAGCCAUUAUCUAG